This is a messenger RNA of Aspergillus versicolor CBS 583.65, 3870 nucleotides long. RefSeq lists its product as uncharacterized. The record is from RefSeq and is a predicted model, not a curated record. NCBI's taxonomy places the organism in Eukaryota, Fungi, Ascomycota, Eurotiomycetes, Eurotiales, Aspergillaceae. The transcript has 11 exons. Gene Ontology annotation, cellular component: small-subunit processome. The coding region runs from base 1 to 3870 and encodes 1289 amino acids.
AUGAGUAACUACAGGUCUCGCUCAUUCCUUUGGGAAAUGAUCUUUCGCAAGUUGUUUCCAAAGCGCAGGUCUCUUUCAAGAUCAACUGGUUCUGAGACAAGCUGGUGUGGUGUUGAGCCCUCUACAAUUGAUGACCAUAAGGACGGAUUUUACAAAUACUCACAGGAAAUACUGGAGCAAGAGAGGCGCGAAGAGAUGAGACUACGAUCAUCAAACAGUACCGAUGUUUCGUACGCAUCGGCACUCAUGGGACCGACGGACAGACCUGCGCUUCCUUACACCGUGAGCUCGCCCGAUUGGAAUAUAUUCUCGUCUUUUGUCAAAUCCCUGGAGGGGAUCGAUGCGGAAGCCUCCCGCGAGAUCCUCAGCAGCGUUCUUUUGGUUUGGUCCAGGGUCUACUCAGUUUCCAAAGUUGUUGUGAUGGCCUUCAUGCAUUACGGCGUGGAACUUGAUAAUACCCCAGACAGCAUAUUGGCUCAUAUCAAACGUGCUGAGGAACUCGUUACCUCCAACUCGAUCGCUGACCUUAUUGACAACACAGAGAGCUUGUACUACGUUCUAUAUGCCCGGCUCAUCAUGGAGAUUGCCGCUGCCAAUCUAUGUGCUUCAUUUACCCUAGAAUUCCGCCGCCUGGCGAUCAAAAGCGGUUCUUUCAUUCUUCCUGAGCCUGGCCAGCUGUGCAAAAUGCUCUACAUCUUCAAGCAGACCUUGGAUGAGCCUAACGUUUGUGUUAACCUCAACAGAGAACUUGUCACAGAACACCAGAAGGACUAUAUCCGUCGUUCUGCGGAGAGAGCACAUGAUGGAAGUUUCAUUUUGGAUGAUCUCAUUGGAUACCGUCCUCAUGCAUUCAGCAUCAUCAACGACAAAUCCUCUGAGUUUUGCCAGGCGUGGAACAGAGAAGGCGUGCUGUACGAGAUGCCACCAAAGGAUGUUCUUGUGCUUCAGUCUGAAAAGUAUCUUUGUUUUACCCCUAAACACGCGGUCCAACAUGCAGCUCCAGCAUUGAACCUUCCUUUCAUUGAGCUACACACUAUCCCCAAGGACGUCUGGGAUCGCGAAAUCAUCCUUGACAAUCGCCAGGCCACUCUAGCAAAGUUAGAAGGAAAAACGGUGGGAGAGCUACGCCGCAAAGACGGUCGACGCCGCUUAAUCGACCUGGUCCGAGAAAGAAAGUGUAUAUGCCGGUCGGCCUGUAUCUGCGCUCAUGAGUGCACUUUAGACGUCGAGUGUCAUUGCCCCUGCUCUGAGCGGAUGUUGAGCCUUAUGGUCGCGAAACGCAGAAACAGUGUCGGGCCUCUUCCAUUCGGUUCCCGAUGCAGUGCCCUUGCCAAAUCGACCUUUCAGGGUAUAGCAUCCGUUCGGCCCGACGUGGAUGAUAUGGAGCUUUCCGUGGAGGUGGAUAGGGCUAUCAUUCUCCUCUGUGAAGAGAUCCGCAAGCAGCGGGUUGGGGAUAAGCCGGUUACGGGAGUAUCGGAGUGUAGGGACAAGCGGCUCGGAGUGGGUGUGUUUUCCGUGGGGCCGCCAUCAGUCGAUUACAAUCAUACGGGUGAGAUUGAGUCAGACCGUGGUGUUGCAUCCACGAUCAGGAUCCGUGCUUCACACAGAGCCAUCAAACAAUACCUUUUUCUUGCGGGCAUGGUGCCUAGGAUCCCUGGGACCCCCUCCGCAGUAUCCCCGUCCUCCUCGUCGCUGUCGCGGGCGUCAGCCUCAUCCUCACUCCCACUCCACACACGGUGGACCAGGGCCCCCAAGAAGACCCUGGUGCGGCGCUACCAUCGCGCCGUUUGGCCUUCCUACGGGAUCACCACCCCCGUCCCCGACCGUUGCCCGCAGUUGCCCGUCCUUAGAUCGCCCUUCUACUUUCAAACGGGCUACGCGCUGUGCGCCAAACGGACCCCGCGGCCCUUUCCACCGCCGUUCUUGUCUCCGCCAUCCUCGUCAUUCUCGGACCCGUUGACAACACACUAUCACAGCCAGGAUAAGAGAUUAUCCGUCAGAGGGGAGCUCGUUCGGGGUCUGAACAACGGCGAUGACGCGGUGCUGGUUACGGAGAAUUUGCUGGGGGUGAACGACGGGGUAGGAGCGUGGGCGACGAAGCCGAGAGGUCACGCAGCACUGUGGUCUAGGCUUAUACUCCAUUUCUGGGCCCUGGAAAUCGAGCGAAUAUCCAAUCCAGAAGCCACGGUUGACCCUAUCGCGUACCUCCAGCAAGCCUACGAAGAAACGAUAGAAGCUACAGCGGCCCCGAGCGAAUGGUUUGGGACGACGACGUCGGUAACGGCCCUCCUGCACAAAAAGUUAAGCGGCGACGGCACGGAGAAGCCUUUAUUAUACGUGACGAAUAUAGGCGACUGCAAGGUCCUGGUAAUCCGGCCCAUCGAACAAAAGGUCAUUUUCCGAACCCAGGAGCAAUGGCACUGGUUCGAUUGUCCGAUGCAGCUGGGGACGAAUAGCGUGGAUACACCGCGCGAGAACGCCGCGCUGUCGCUGGUCGAUCUGCAUGAAGAGGAUAUUGUUCUCGCGCUCUCGGAUGGGGUCCUUGAUAACCUCUGGGAACAUGAAAUUCUAUCUAUCACCCUCGAGGGUCUCAAGAAGUGGGACCACGGACGGUACGACGAUAAGGAGCUUGACUGGGCGCCGCCAGCUGUACUUGCGGAGGAAAAAAUGGUAUUCUUGGCUCGGGAAUUACUGAAAGCCGCGCUGGCGGUGGCCCAAGAUCCAUUUGCUGAGAGUCCUUACAUGGAGAAGGCGGUCGAAGAAGGCUUAGCCAUCCAGGGUGGGAAAAUGGACGAUAUCAGUGUGGUUGUUGGCUCCUGCAAGAGGAGACAGCGCGAAACACACCUGGACUCGACGGAGCCACUCAACAACAUCAAAUCAACGAAACAGUCGAAAACAGCCAAAAUGAGGGCCAAGCGAUCCAAGAAAUACCGCAAGCUUAUGCAUCAAUAUGAGCUGGCUUUCGGUUUCCGUGAGCCGUAUCAAGUGCUCGUUGACUCGAAUUUACUUCGCGCAGUACAUUCGUUCAAAAUGGAUUUAAUACCCGCUUUGGAGAGAACACUACAGGGACAAGUCAAGCCAUUAUUAACGAAAUGCUCCCUCGCAUCAAUAAUGGCUGGCCAGCCUACGAACCCACGGACCAACAAUACUGUCCGCCCAGAGUUCCUCCCCCCACCAACGACCCUCCCGCUCCGGCAUUGCUCGCAUAACGAAGACUCCUCACCCAUCGAUGAAGCAAGCUGCCUCCUCUCCCUCCUCUCGCCUCUGUCAGAUGUCAAGCGGAACAAAGAGCAUUACACCCUCGCCACAGCUGACCCUCCAGCGCCGAAGUCGAAUUCGACACAACAAGAUGCGGGGAAGAAGCGCAAACGGGAUGGAGACGAGGCAUUCCAGGCUUUGAAACGUGCCCAGGGUCUUCGGCGCGGCGCGCGCUCGAUCCCAGGUGUGCCGAUUGUAUAUGUGAAGCGAUCUGUGAUGAUUCUGGAGCCGAUGAGUGCGCCGUCUGAGGGUAUCAGAGAGGGGGUGGAGCAGGAUAAGUUCCGGGUUGGGCUGAAUAACCCUGAGGCGCGGACUAGUCAGGGAAGUGGAGAAAAGAAGAAGAAGAGGGAGUUGAAGAAGGUUAAGGGCCCGAACCCAUUGAGUGUAAAGAAGCCGAAGAAGAGGGCGGAGGACCGGCCUAGCUCAAAGGGGGAGAGGACAGGCGAUGAGGGAGAGAAGCGAGAUGAUUCUGAUAAGCUCGCGGAGGACGGGGAGGCUGCGCCGAAGGCGAAAAGGAGACGGCGGCAUCAUAAGGGUCCAAGACAGGGUGAAACUGGUGAAGACGGAGACGAGGGGGUGGCUACGGCUUUGGUUGAAUCCGGCGAUGACUAG